This is a messenger RNA of Porites evermanni, 669 nucleotides long. The record is from the annotation of a GenBank genome assembly. NCBI's taxonomy places the organism in Eukaryota, Metazoa, Cnidaria, Anthozoa, Scleractinia, Poritidae.
AUGCAAAACAAAUCAUUUCGCUCUUCUUUCGUUUCUGAUCUUGUCCUGCCUGCAAACAUUUGGGAAUCUUUCCCCGUAACGCGACUUUACAGAAAAAUCGUUGAACUUUUAAAGAGGCUUUCAGAGGACGGUCUAUCGAAACGCUUUUGGAGAGACUUUAUACGCUGUUCAUAUUAUGCGGAUGAAUUUAAGAGGUACAUUUUGAGCUUUGUAUUGCAUACAACAACCUAUUUUAAACAUAUUUCAAAGAACAAGAAUUUGGAAAACUUAAGCAAGGUACAAAGAAAGUGGUUUCAAAAGCAACUUCACAUUCUAAUGAAGAGUCGACAUACGGAGGUUUUCCGAACCUUUUCUUGUUUAAAAUCGCUAUCUUCGAGGCUAAAAUCUGUUUUCCAUUUUGAUGCAAGACCAGUUACAAGUAUUGUGCGGGAGUAUGAGAUGUUCCCACCUGUUAACGUUUACCUUAAUUUAAAUUGCGGUAACCUGGCAUUUAUUUUUGAAGAGUACCAGUAUAUAUUAUCUCAACUGCCUGUACCUGACGGAGGGAAAGAACUUUUUAGUCUCGGUUCUACCAUUUUGGAAUUACUUUUGAAACGCUCACUGGGUUUCUUCCGUAAAUAUGACUAUCUCAAGACUCUGCAGGUCGGAAUAAAGCCAGGUACCCAAGUU